Trichosurus vulpecula (common brushtail) is the source of this 1087-nucleotide messenger RNA. Its product is annotated as U2 small nuclear ribonucleoprotein B''-like. Bases 52 to 729 code for a protein of 225 amino acids. The record is from RefSeq and is a predicted model, not a curated record. Gene Ontology annotation, molecular function: U1 snRNA binding. Gene Ontology annotation, biological process: mRNA splicing, via spliceosome. Gene Ontology annotation, cellular component: U1 snRNP. The transcript has a single exon. Lineage: Eukaryota; Metazoa; Chordata; Mammalia; Diprotodontia; Phalangeridae.
UGGGAGAGGCAACCGAAGCCCGCUAGGCUUCUCUGAAAUUUAAUCCAAAACAUGGAUAUCAGACCAAAUCAUACAAUUUAUAUCAACAAUAUGGAUGAUAAAAUCAAAAAAGAAGAACUGAAGAGAUCAUUGUAUGCACUCUUUUCUCAGUUUGGCCAUGUAGUGAAUAUUGUAGCUUUAAAGACCAUGAAGAUGAGAGGGCAAGCUUUUGUGAUAUUUAAAGAACUCGGCUCAUCUACAAAUGCUUUGAGACAGUUACAAGGCUUUCCGUUUUAUGGUAAACCAAUGCGAAUUCAAUAUGCAAAAACAGACUCUGAUGUAAUCUCUAAAAUGUGUGGCACUUUUGCUGAUAAGGAGAAGAAAAAAGAGAAGAAAAAGGCUAAAUCUUUGGAACUAACUGCCAAUGCUGCAAAUAAAAAGCCUGGUCAGGCCACACCAAAUUCAGCUAACACCCAAGGAAAUUCAACCCCAAAUGCUCAGGUGCCUGACUACCCACCGAAUUAUAUUUUAUUCCUAAAUAACUUGCCAGAGGAGACUAAUGAAAUGAUGUUAUCUAUGCUGUUUAAUCAGUUUCCUGGUUUCAAAGAAGUAUGGUUGGUACCUGGAAGACAUGACAUUGCUUUUGUGGAGUUUGAAAAUGAUGGACAGGCUGGCGCUGCCAGAGAUGCCUUACAAGGAUUUAAGAUCACACCAUCCCAUGCCAUGAAGAUUACAUAUGCCAAGAAAUAGCUUUAUGGACAUUCUUUCAAUGACUUGGUUUUAUUUAUGGCUUCUGUUCUUCGUUUUUUCAAAAGAUACAAAUCAGAAAUUUUGAAGAGCUUUCUGAGGGCAAAAGUGAAAAUAAACAUUUUGUGUAAACUUUUUUUUAAACUCAAAUUCUUCAGUGUUCCCUACAAAUUUAGGGUACUGCAACAUGCAAGAGACAUUUUGUAUAAUUAAAACUUAGUUUUAUUCAAUAUGUAAUGUUAUGCUUUUUUUUGGCCCAUUUUCCCCUUUAUCUGUUUGUUCUAUAUUGUAACUUUUUCUAUGACCACAUCUUGUGUUUUCCUAAUCACAUUUAUUUUGGAAUGAUCAAGAUUUGAAAUAU